GCCGAUUUCUGACGUUUUCCCGCGCGAAACGCUGUCAAGAUUUUGACGUUUUUUGACAGCUGUUUAAAAAAAUAAAGGUGUUUAGUGCCAGUGUUUUUUUUUUUAAUAAAUGUUUAAAAGACAUGUGAUUCGUGUAUUGUGAAAUACUUAAUAAAAUUCAAUUGUGAUGUGAAAAAGUGUUGUAUUUAUUGGUUUAAAGAUUUUAAUAAUAAUACCCACCGACAAACGUAUUAAAGAUGUCAAGUUACGGCAGCACCACACCACCAGACGAUGGGUUUGAUAGAUACGAAACCCCAUAUUAUUGUCAACAAACACAUCAAGGUAGCCCGAUGGAUGGUGGCGUGUAUUGGCCUGGAUCAAAUGAAGUUCAUGAGUUCGAUUCCCAGGAUAUGUAUCAUGAUACAAAUAAUUAUAUUGGCAGGAAUUAUGGUUAUGAAGAAAUGCAAAUGGCAAACGAGCCCUACGACUUCCAUCACAAUAUAAUUCAUCAUAACUAUUCACAAAACAGUGCAGGUAUCGAAUGCGACAUGCAAUCCCUCCCCCGAUACGAUAGAGCGCCGCCAUCUUUUGUCCGCGUUGUCAAACGACGAACAACAGCCAACAAGAAAGAGAGAAGGCGAACGCAGAGCAUUAACACAGCGUUCACGGAUUUGAGGGAAUGUAUUCCUAAUGUACCUCCAGAUACGAAAUUGUCCAAGAAGGAAAGACGGCGGACUGAAAGCAUAAAUACAGCAUUUACAGACCUCAGAGAUCGUAUUCCUAACGUACCACCUGAUACCAAAUUGUCCAAGAUAAAAACGCUCCGACUCGCGACAUCAUACAUUUCCUACUUAUUGAAAGUACUGGAGAGCGAUGGGGAGCCAGCUGGAGGGUUCAGAGCUGAAUUACAUCAUACACCGCCUAGACGACGUGCUGUUGAUCAUAGUCAGAAUGCAACAGACAAAAAAGGCAAAGGGCGAACCGGGUGGCCGCAACAUGUAUGGGCGUUGGAACUGAAGAGCGAACAAAACUUACAAAGUUAAAAAUUAAAAAAGCGUGUGUCCGAAGUGAAACUUCUUUGUCAAGCUUCAAAGAUACCAAAAUCGUCGACUCCAUGACGUGACGGUAUUGCCAUGACGUGACCUUGAAAUUUUACUCUCGCGCAAAGAAGUUUCACUUCACAAAUUAGGAAUAAUUUUUCCAGUCUUUGUUAUAUUUUAAUUCUAGUCUAGCUAUAUUUGUAAAUAAAUGUAAAUUUAUAUUAAUAACUAAGAAUACAACUUAUUUACUUUAUUACCUAAGUUACUUAUAACAGCUAUCUAUCAGUGAGAGUUCCAUCAAAAUAGAGCGAACAUUUUUUC
This is a messenger RNA of Colias croceus (clouded yellow), 1340 nucleotides long. It is a transcript of the gene Hand, whose product is annotated as heart- and neural crest derivatives-expressed protein 2. NCBI's taxonomy places the organism in Eukaryota, Metazoa, Arthropoda, Insecta, Lepidoptera, Pieridae. The record is from RefSeq and is a predicted model, not a curated record. Bases 237 to 1022 code for a protein of 261 amino acids. Gene Ontology annotation, molecular function: protein dimerization activity; DNA-binding transcription factor activity, RNA polymerase II-specific; RNA polymerase II transcription regulatory region sequence-specific DNA binding. Gene Ontology annotation, biological process: regulation of transcription by RNA polymerase II; developmental process. The transcript is spliced from 8 exons.